UGGUUCAUUCACCGGUUGACAGAAUACUUGUUGGCUUUUGCGUAAAAUUAUAGAAAACAUCUUUUAUUUUAUUCGGUUGGUUUCUUUUUCUUUCUUUUCAAACUGGAAAUAUUUUAGAAUAAAUAAUCACUUGUACUUGACACACACUCUUCGAGGUUAAAUAACGAGGACUUGCUUUUGAAAUAGCACGUGGGAUAGAGAUCGGAGACAUGGUCGUGUUUACGUGUGGCCAUUGCGGCGAGUCUGUGAACAAGCCUAAAGUUGAGAAACAUUAUAUGACCAAAUGUAGAAAUAGGCCCCAUAACUUAUCAUGCAUGGAUUGUUUCAAGGACUUUCUAGGUAAUGACUACGAGGCUCAUACUAAAUGUAUAACUGAAGAAGAACGCUACUCAGGGAAAGGUUUUGUUGCUAAGGAAAAGAAAGGAGAAAAGAAGCAAAAUGUAUGGGUGGAAAUGCUUCAAGAGGUAUUGGAACAACAAAAAAGUGCUCCGGCUAAUGUUAGAAGGAUAAUUGAGACGGUCAGCAAGCAUAAUAAUACUCCUAGGAAAAAACCAAAAUUCAUCAACUUUGUCAAAAAUGUCUGCGGACAGAAAACUCAUCCAAAUGAUAUUAACCAAGCAUGGGAUAUGAUCUCUGUUAAACUGAGUGAGCUAUCAGCAAUGAAUGCUAGGCCGAAUCAAAAUCAACAAAAUAAGAAAUCUGAAGAUGAUGAAAAUAAUGAGAUAAAAGAGAAUGGAGUUAGGGAAAAUGGUAAAACUGAUGAUCAUGAGGAAAAUGGAGAUGUUGAAGUUAAAAAUGGAGAAGUAGAGAAAGUUGGAGAAACUGAAGAAAAGAACAGUAAGAAAUCUAAGAAGCAGCGUAAAGAAGAGAAAAAGCGUCAGAAGUAUGAAGCAGAAUUGCAGAGCGCAGCUCAGGAGCCUGGAGAGGAAGAGGAAGAACCGCAGCCCACUAAGAAAGAAAAAAAGAAGAAAAACAGAGCUGAAUCCAUCAGCAAUGGUGAUGCUGAGGAUCUUAAAGAAGAAGAUAACAAAAAUAAAAAACGUAAAAGACAAGAUACCAUCAAUGCUGUUCAGGAAGUCAACAAUGCUGUUGAAAAUGGUGACAAUGAAGCUGAAAUGCCUGUUAGCAGGGUCACCCAGAAAAAGAAGAAAACUAAGAGCACUGGAGAAACCGAAGAGGCUGAAGAAAGCAUCUGUCUACAUGACCAGAAUGUAGCAAAGAUUGGUGAAUUAGAUAUCCGAAAAGAUAAAUUCAAUUGGCACGCUGUUAUUAUGUCUGUACUUGAAAAGAAAGGAGAGGUGCAGUUCAAAAGGCUUCAGAAGAAAGUUCUAGGGGAAUAUCAGGAAGCAACAGGGCAAGAUAUUGAUGAUAGGAUUGCUGAAAAGUUCAUUAAGAAAUUGAAAAGUGCACCCAAUGUUAGGGUGGACAAGAAUAGGGUUGUUCUUGUGGACUAGAAUUUUGUUAUUAAACUUCUCUGGGUAUAAAAACUUGGGUAAGGUUGCCAAAAUUAUUGUUCACUGCUAAUUUUAUGGAUUUUAGAUUUGUAUUUUAGAUUUCUGUUGUAAUUGUGUGAGUUUUUCAACAUACUCAAAAAUGUCUACCCAAAUGAAAGUCAAGUACUCAUAUAAAGUUUAAUUUACAUUAGAUACUUUUGUGUUAUGGUUCCAUCAUCAUCCGCAACUUGCAUUGAAUAAUAGCAUUGCUAGAUUGCGCUGACAUUAUGUCAACAGUUGUACUAUAUUAUAUUCACUAUCUAUACCUGUCAGCAUCAUGGAACAAAGCUGUUAUUUUGACUUUAAAAAUUUAGUAAUCAGAUCACUGCCAUCUACACAAUUUACUUUAUCUAAUUCUGACCAUCAGGUGUAAGAGUAAAUAGUGUGAGUCUCUAUUAAUUAUUAUGAGAUUACCAUGUGUCUGUGAAACUGUAAAUGAUGUGUACUUUUAUGAACUUUCGCGAGUCCACACAGAAAGAGUGGUUUUGAUGAACAUUUAUUUUAUCAACCAAAACUCACUAACUAUAAAAAUAAUUAAUUAAAAAAUCAACCUUGUUUUGUUACUAGUACAGUUCACUUAUGUUAUGGCUUUGUGGUAGUAUAAUUACCUAGUUCUGGUUGAAUUAGUUGUCACUUGGAAGAUUUGAAAAUACGGUUCUCUAUUAUAUUUUGAGGAAAAAAUACCUAAAUUUGAUUUUUUUUCUCAAACUGCUGUCAUGUUACUUACUGUUAUCGAAUUUUCUAGAUAUCACUUUGUUCAGUUUGUGUUUUAAUAAUUUUAAUUCUACUCAAUAAUUUCGGUGGCCUUAUUCAGUACCGAGCCAUUUUACUUAAUCAUGCCUCUGAUGCUUCCAGUUUUAUAUGUAUUUCAUAUUUAAUGUACUCUUAAAGAUUGUCCUGUAAAACAGACUGCCAAUAAACAUGCGUCACCUUUA
Cydia pomonella (codling moth) is the source of this 2428-nucleotide messenger RNA. RefSeq names its product cell growth-regulating nucleolar protein. Gene Ontology annotation, cellular component: nucleolus. Bases 210 to 1454 code for a protein of 414 amino acids. NCBI's taxonomy places the organism in Eukaryota, Metazoa, Arthropoda, Insecta, Lepidoptera, Tortricidae. Gene Ontology annotation, biological process: rRNA processing; negative regulation of transcription by RNA polymerase II. Gene Ontology annotation, molecular function: DNA binding. The record is from RefSeq and is a predicted model, not a curated record. The transcript is spliced from 3 exons.